Sorghum bicolor (sorghum) is the source of this 650-nucleotide messenger RNA. Its product is annotated as DNA-binding protein S1FA2. The coding region runs from base 173 to 415 and encodes 80 amino acids. The record is from RefSeq and is a predicted model, not a curated record. Gene Ontology annotation, cellular component: nucleus. Gene Ontology annotation, biological process: regulation of DNA-templated transcription. The transcript has 2 exons. Gene Ontology annotation, molecular function: DNA binding. Lineage: Eukaryota; Viridiplantae; Streptophyta; Magnoliopsida; Poales; Poaceae.
GGGUGAUAUCGAUAUUGGAAGGAGAGGGACCAGCAGCGCAAAGGUGAGCUUUUUCUUCAGAAUCUACCAUUCGUCCUCGUCAACUCUCGUGCUCACCUCAUCCGUCCUUCCGCAAAUCCAUACUAAAUCUUCUAAUCCAGAGCGGGGUGUUGGCACAGAUCAGGCGGCCGCCAUGGCGGAUCAGUUCGCGGAUUCGGCGAACAAUGUUGUCAUUGAGGAGGUGAACAAGGGCCUGAACCCAGGAAUGGUGGUCCUGCUUGUAGUUGCAAGCUUCCUGCUGCUCUUCUUUGUUGGAAACUAUGUGCUGUAUGUGUAUGCACAGAAGACACUUCCGCCAAAGAAGAAGAAGCCGGUCUCGAAGAAGAAGCUCAAGAGGGAAAAGCUGAAGCAGGGGGUCUCUGCGCCAGGAGAGUAAACAGCCAUGCUGCUGAUCCUCCCGUCCUGAGCUCCUAUUUACAUGAUUAUUAAAGGAAAAAAAUAUACCAGCUGGAGCCGCAGUGUUGGAAGUGACUUUGUUCUGUAGAUGCUUUGUGUUUAAUGGUACAUUUGUAUUGGACACCUUGUUUCAGCAACUGAUGAAUCUUAGCCUAAACCGAGCUACUCUGCUGUUCCUUAUUGCUGCAAGUUCUUCAAAUUUUGGUUAUGGUGAA